GCUUUAGAUACAUCUGUACCAUAAGAGUUGCCUUAUACAGCGGAACGCGUUCGCCUCCCGCCUAACCGACAUCCGUGUUUCAUCCAACUCCGCCGUUUUGCACCAGUCUACACGUUAUAAACCCCUUACUUGAUGUUGAAGAGGUAUAUUGCUUCAACAUCUACCACCUGUCUCACUCACGUACACUGUUAAUCUCAUGGCUUCCUCCGAACUUCCAGUGAUCAAUGUUCAUACGCCUACGUCCUCGUUCUCGAUCAUAUUCUCUAAUACAGAGGACACACUUCAUAUCCUGUUCGAUAAAAUCAGUAAGAAGGCGCACACUGAGUUUCGCGAUCGACGGGUGAAGCCUGGAUGGGUGAAAUACUCAUGGAAUGGUUCAACAUGGAACCUCGACGAUGAUUCUGACUUCAUAAUCUUUAUUUGGAGACAAAAGUCAGUGUCUGGUAGCGAGGCUGCGCCAACUCUUCAUGUUCGUAACCCCGAGGAACCUCUACCUGCAUCGACAGACUACAGGAACCCCUCUUUUCAUCUCUUCAUAUCCCCUCCAAGCUCUUCUUCUCCCAGUCCUCGGCCCCAUUCACGUGCAGACGGAUCUUCUCAGCAUUCAAAGAAGACUCGCAAAUCGAAAAAGCCCACAGAUGACAUCCCGGCUUUCAAGAAGGAGUUUGAGAGGUACCACAAUGAGCAUGGCGUACGGACUGUCAUGGGUAGCAUCGGUCCCGUAAAUAAUGUCCGUAUGUUGCUCAAGAACGGGUACAGACAUGUAUACAUAUCCCGGAAAUUCGCUUUGAAGCAUGGAUUCAUUCCUCUCGAUGCUUCUCCAGGACAUUAUGGAUAUGAGGGUUUGGUCAAUAUUGGCAACUGGCCAGUAACGGUUGGACGAACAAGGACCACACAUACUGUGUAUCUCUCUGAAGAAUCGCACUUCGACGUUGUAUUGGGCCGCUCAUUCUGGGAAAAGCGACAAGUGAAGUUUGACCCUGUUGAUCCCACAGACAUCGUCUGUAUGGACACUGGGGAGAAGAUUGAUUGUGAACUUGUCAUACUGAAGGAUGGUAAAGGACAAAUCGUUACUGUAACUUGAGGAAGUCGUUUUUAUUAUGUGGCGAUGGACAUCUUCAGUUAUGUGUACGAUACUCUGCCCCCUUUGGCCAGCUGAUUGUUUUUGUAUAAGUUACUGUAAAUAUCUGUAUUGUAUGUCAUAGAUUGGAACUUUCGCAUAUUUUCGAUUCUCGAAUGCGUUCAUGUCACAACUGUCGUA
Somion occarium is the source of this 1261-nucleotide messenger RNA. NCBI's taxonomy places the organism in Eukaryota, Fungi, Basidiomycota, Agaricomycetes, Polyporales, Cerrenaceae. The record is from the annotation of a GenBank genome assembly.